ACAGUUAAACAGGAAGUGGACUACAGACAGCUCCACGGUGUUCUUAUUACAGCUACAUGCGCGAAGAGCAACCUAACACUUCUUAAAUGACUGUCCGCGGAGACAACUCGUGAGAAAUACAUGAAAUCAAAGUGGACAUGGAUUCAGAUGCGUUUUAGGGGAUUUUUUAUUUAUUUUCCCCUUUGAAUCGCAGUUUUCAUUUCGAUUUCUGGACGAUGCGCUAUCAACGUUCGAUCUGUGUUUUCGUGGUGAGUUUGUAUUGCAUUGGAUUUCAGCGGUAUGUCUCCGCCUUCCAACAAGAACCAGUGACUCCGGACUGGCGAUUGACUCUAAAAACUAUUCGCAAUGGUAUUCACAAGAUUGACUCUGUCCUGAACGCAGCCCUGGAUUUGUUUGGGGGCGAUGACGGAUUGUGUCACUUCAGUUGCAGCGAUGGGUACAAGCCAGCACCUCGCCCUGGAUACAAGCAGCCACCCCCCAAUGGAUGUGGGUCUCCACUGUUUGGGUUUCAGUUUGACAUAGGCAUUCCCUCCAUGACUAAAUGCUGUAACCAGCACGACCGCUGCUACGACACCUGUGGACGUGAGAAGAGAGACUGUGACGAGCAGUUCCAGGACUGUCUGGAGACCAUCUGCAAAAAUGUGCAAAGAACUUUUGGACUGACCCAGAGCGUUCAAGCGUGUGAGUCAACCGUGACUUUGCUCUUUGAUGCCGUCAUGCACCUGGGCUGUAAACCGUACCUGGACAGUCAACGAGAGUCCUGCGUCUGUGAAUAUGAAGUGAAGAAGGAACUGUGAAUCAUAAACCGCUGCUGCUGCUGCUUUCACUGCCACCUGCUGGAAAGUUGCCACUAUUAUUGUUUUAUUAUAACAGUGGAUUUCGCAACAACUGGAAAACUCUGAGUGAACUUCCCCAAAACUUAUGUUAUUUUUAGACACAUUAUUUUACUAUAAAAAACACAGCAUUUCUUUUGACUGUAAAUUAUUGUUUUUUGUUUGUGUAUAUGAAGGAUUUAAUAAAAAGUAAACUAAUAUAAUA
Messenger RNA from Boleophthalmus pectinirostris (great blue-spotted mudskipper), 1038 nucleotides. It is a transcript of the gene pla2g12a, whose product is annotated as phospholipase A2, group XIIA. NCBI's taxonomy places the organism in Eukaryota, Metazoa, Chordata, Actinopteri, Gobiiformes, Gobiidae. Gene Ontology annotation, molecular function: A2-type glycerophospholipase activity; calcium ion binding. Bases 216 to 797 code for a protein of 193 amino acids. The transcript is spliced from 4 exons. Gene Ontology annotation, cellular component: extracellular region. Gene Ontology annotation, biological process: arachidonate secretion; lipid catabolic process; phospholipid metabolic process. The record is from RefSeq and is a predicted model, not a curated record.